This is a messenger RNA of Guillardia theta CCMP2712, 1518 nucleotides long. RefSeq lists its product as hypothetical. Bases 1 to 1518 code for a protein of 505 amino acids. The record is from RefSeq and is a predicted model, not a curated record. Lineage: Eukaryota; Cryptophyceae; Pyrenomonadales; Geminigeraceae. The transcript is spliced from 13 exons. Gene Ontology annotation, molecular function: protein binding.
AUGAUGCGGAUGAUGGGCGCGAUGGUCGGUCGCGCCAUGGGCCUGUGCUUGCUGGCUCUGAUGGCGAUGCCGAGGGGAGACAGUGCGGCGACGAUGGUGGACAGCAUGCCAAGGUCAGGCGCCAUGCUGUGGAUUCAAAGUUUAAGCCCAGUCGCGAGUCCUCGUCGGUGCGACAUGCAAGGCACGAGAUUGCUAGAGAGCAGCCAUGACGGGAGGAGGAGCGGACUGAUCAAGGCGUUCGAGGGAUGGUUGAAAGGCAAGGGGAUCAUACGAGAAGAGAGCAAAGUCUGCCUCGAGAGCACGGAGUCAUGUGGUCUGGGGUUGUUCUGCCGCGAGGACGUCAAGGCGGGAGACCUGCUCUUGUCGCUCCCAGCGCUGGAGUUCAUGAGCAACAAGCUUGAGAGCAGCUCCUUGCAAGCAAGGCCUUCCUUCCUGAGCUUCAUCAGGCAGACAGACCAGGUGCUCUCUGCCAUGUCGUGGGAGAGGAGGAGAUCAGGGAACGCGGCGUUGGCGCUGCAGCUUCUGCUGCAUCGGAACCUCGGAGGGGAGUCAGAGUUCAAACCGUACAUCGACCUGCUGCCGGAGUAUCAUGACUAUGAGAUGACGUGGCUAUGGUCUGUCGAAGAGCAGCAGGACCUUCUGUCCGGGAAGAUCCUCAAGGACUCGAUGAGCAUCACCUCACAGAUCGAGCGGGAGCAUCAUACCAUCAAGGAGGUUCUGGGUAGAUUCCAGGAUUGUGCAGAGUUUGGGGAGUUUUCUCUUGAAAGUUACAAGUGGGCGCAAGCAACCAUCAUGUCCAGAGCGUUCGACCUUGACGAGGGGCAGGAGACGGCAAGACGUCAAGGCGAACAAAACCUGCUGCUGGUUCCGCUCUGCGACAUGGUGAAUCACUCACCGGACGCCUCUUUCUCCAUUGACUGCGAUGCUGCUGGCAACGUGAACUUGUUUGCCUCGGAGAACUACAAGGCCGGCCAGGAGGUGCACAUCAACUACGGCUCCUCCUCCAAUGAGCAACUGCUGCUGUCGUUUGGAUUCGUGCUCGAGGGAGGAUGGCAAGCUCAGGAGACCGAGAUAACUCUGGAGGUGCCGCAAGACGUGGAGGGGUUUGAGAUCAAGAGGAAUCUUCUAUUCAAUGGCGGGCUCCCCUCAGCAUGGCAGCUGGUCCUCCCUGUCCCCUUCCAUGACUCCCAGCAGCCGCACAGCAGGGAGUUCAGCCAGCAGCGAACGAUGAGCCAGGGAGAGGACGUCUUCGACUUUCUCGCGUCGCUGCAGACUCUCUCGCAAGGGAAGGGCAACUUCAACCCCCUCGCGCUCCUCCAACGUCCGUUGAGCAGUUUCAACGAGGGCCUGGCUGUUCGCUUCAUCCUCGAUCAGUGUCAUCGAGCGUCCUCUUGCCUGGAGCCUCUCAGGGCCGCAAGGGGGGGGGGCAGGAGGAGGGACAUGGCGCGGGUGAUCUCCCGCGACAGAGCGUCAGCUUCUCGAUCAGUCGAUGACGUCAUCGGUUCCUUCCUCGUCUGA